GGUUUUAUAGUUGAUUAGGGAGAUAUAUUUAUUGGGGGGUGGGGUGGGGGAGGACAGAGAGAGUAGAAGAGCAGAGUUGAGAGUUGAGAGAAUGAGAAUGAGAGCGAAAUCCAAAUGGUGUCAGGUUGUGGCUGCUUUUUAAGUUGUAAUCGAAAAUCAAAGGGAUGGAGAUGGAUAGGUUGAGACAGUGAAUGGUUUACUUUCUAGAGUUUGAAGGGAAAAGGAAAGCAAAAUAGAAAAAAAAGAUUAAAAUAAAAUAAAAGCAAAGAAAGCGUAACAGAAGAGACCAGAGAGCAGGAGGGAGGGAGGGAGUGUGAGUGUGAUGGGCUCGGAGCAAAACAGAUUCCCUCAGCAGGAACGCGAGCGGCGAAAAAGAUGGGGUGGAUGUUGGAGUGCAUUGUCUUGUUUUGGUACACAAAAAGGUGGAAAGCGAAUUGUACCUGCAUCUCGAAUUCCUGAGGGGAAUGCAUCAGCGGCGCAGCCAAAUGGACCCCAAGCAGUUGGGUUGACCAACCAAGGCACAGCACUAGCUCCAUCACUUUUGGCUCCGCCUUCUUCACCGGCAUCAUUUACAAAUUCUGCACUUCCGUCAACAGUGCAGUCACCUAGUUGUUUCUUGUCUUUAUCUGCCAACUCACCUGGAGGUCCUUCAUCAACCAUGUUUGCCACUGGGCCAUAUGCCCAUGAAACACAACUGGUUUCCCCUCCUGUCUUCUCAACCUUCACAACUGAGCCAUCCACUGCUCCUCUCACUCCCCCACCAGAGCUAGCUCACCUAACUACACCCUCUUCCCCAGAUGUGCCUUUUGCUCACUUCCUUUCAUCUUCAGUGGAUCUUAAAAGCACAGACAAGAGCAACUAUAUUGCUGUAAAUGAUCUUCAUUCAACAUAUUCUCUAUAUCCUGGAAGUCCUCCCAGUAGUAUCAUAUCGCCAAUUUCAAGGACGUCAAAUGAAUGUUCAUCAUCAUCUUUUCCUGAGCGUGAGUUUCCAACACAAUGGGAUUCCUCAGUUUCUCCCAAAAAUGGCAAAUAUCCAAGGAAUGAUUCUGGCAGACUAUUCGAGCAUGAUGCAACUGGUGGCCCUAUGACAUCUCAAGAUUCAAAUUUCUUCUGCCCUGCCACAUUUGCACAGUUCUAUGUGGAUAAUCCACCAUUUCCUCAUGCUGGUGGGAGGUUAAGUGUUUCCAAGGAUUCAGAUGCUUACUCUACUGGUGGAAAUGGACAUCAGAAUAGGCACAGUAAAAGUCCCAAGCAAGAUGUGGAAGAAAUAGAAGCUUACAGAGCAUCGUUUGGGUUCAGUGCUGAUGAAAUUAUCACCACAUCACAGUAUGUGGAAAUUUCUGAUGUCAUGGAGGACUCAUUUACCAUGACACCAUUUACCUCUAAUAAAUUGCCAAUGGAUGAAAGUAUAGAACCAGCAUCAAUCAGUGGACUGAAAGCAAUAAAAACACAGACAAGUGCACAAAGUCAGAAGAGUCUUGAAUCAGAGUUGGAUCUUAUUGAUGGGGGUAGAUGCUGUGAAGUGCCAGCACUAUCCAAUGGAUUUGAAGAUCAUAAAUCAUGGAAGCCACCUGGUGAUAUAUCUGGAUCAAGUACACCUGGAAAUAGAAUUUUGACCGAUGAGGAUGACAUAUUUUCAAAAGUGGGAUCAUCUAGAAUGAGCAAGAAAUAUCAACUGGGUCUGUCUUGCUCUGAUGCAGAAAUUGAUUAUAGAAGUGGUAGAAGCGUAAAAGAAGGAAAAGGAGAUUUCAAAUGGCACGAGUAGCAGAAAAAAAGCAAAAAGAAAAAAAGAAAAAAAAGGGAUUUUCAUUUGUUUACGAUGUGUAUUAUUUUGCUACUAGCUUUUGUCGACACUUUAUUUGGGGCAUAUGUGAUAGUAGGUGGAAUGAUCUAACCUAUGAUCUAACCUGUUCCCUCCGAGACCCAGGUGUGUGGCCUGGUUGUCUCUCAGAUUGCCGAAUGUAUUGUGAAUGUAUCAAAGUAUAUGUAUUAAUGGAACAUCUAUUGCAACAGCAGUUUAGUUACUGCUACGGAUUGGAUUCUGUAUUUCUGGGGGUUUUGCCAGUCCAAUUGUGAUUUGUGAA
Ziziphus jujuba (common jujube) is the source of this 2084-nucleotide messenger RNA. RefSeq lists its product as uncharacterized. The record is from RefSeq and is a predicted model, not a curated record. NCBI's taxonomy places the organism in Eukaryota, Viridiplantae, Streptophyta, Magnoliopsida, Rosales, Rhamnaceae. The coding region runs from base 323 to 1765 and encodes 480 amino acids. The transcript has 3 exons.